This is a messenger RNA of Rosa chinensis, 690 nucleotides long. RefSeq lists its product as uncharacterized. The coding region runs from base 1 to 690 and encodes 229 amino acids. NCBI's taxonomy places the organism in Eukaryota, Viridiplantae, Streptophyta, Magnoliopsida, Rosales, Rosaceae. The record is from RefSeq and is a predicted model, not a curated record. The transcript has 2 exons.
AUGAAGAAAUUGUGGGCUAAGUAUCGACAAUCUCGAGAUGAAGAUCAUGAAGAGAUGUGUACGACUAAUGCUCUUGUGGUAGCAGCAGUCGCUGAAGCUGAAGCUUUCUCCGGAUCACGAAGACGGGGUUCUCAACCUGGGCGUGCACCAAAUGAGGAGCGAUUUAGGGAAUCAAGAAGGAAAAACAUGAUGGAAGAUUACUUUGUGGAGCGUCAAGAGGUAUUCCGGACACGGUACAAGAUGAGUCACAAUGUUUUCAACCGCAUCUCUCGUGACCUUUGUCGCUAUGCCAAUCAAUGCGCUGAGUAUUGUCGGAUGGUGAAAUCUACCUCCAUCGAGUCUCUGAAACGAUUUACAAGAGGAAUCGUUAAUCUGUACUCGGUAGAAUACCUCCGGGUUUGUACUCCGGCCAACCUUAAAAGACUUCUCGCCAAAGCUGAGCGAAGAGGCUUUCCUGGGAUGAUUGGAAGCAUCGACUGCAUGCACUGGCAAUGGAAGAAUUGCCCAACAGGUUGGGCUGGAGAAUACAGCGGUCGAAAACGUGUACCCACUAUCAUCCUCGAAGCAGUCGCAUCUUAUGACACAUGGAUAUGGCAUGCCUUCUUUGAAAUGCCUGGAUCAUUCAACGACCUCAACGUGCUUGCUAAGUCCCCGUUGUUUGACGAGCUGACUGCUGGUCGAGCCCCUUAG